Aspergillus udagawae is the source of this 864-nucleotide messenger RNA. Its product is annotated as SDR family oxidoreductase. Gene Ontology annotation, molecular function: oxidoreductase activity. The record is from RefSeq and is a predicted model, not a curated record. The coding region runs from base 1 to 864 and encodes 287 amino acids. Lineage: Eukaryota; Fungi; Ascomycota; Eurotiomycetes; Eurotiales; Aspergillaceae. The transcript has 2 exons.
AUGGUGUCCAAAAAACUCACCUGGCUCAUCACCGGCUGCUCCUCUGGUUUUGGUCUCUCUCUCACACGCGCCGCCCAGGCCGGCGGCCACAAGGUCAUUGCUACCUCCCGCAACCCUUCCCGCACCCCGGAGCUGGUCGCUGAGAUUGAAAGCAAAGGAGGCAAAUGGGUCCAGCUGGAUGUCGACAGCGCCCAGAGCGGCGAGGUGAUCACGGAGCUCGAAAAGGGUGGCGAGCAGAUCGAUGUUCUGGUCAACAACGCCGGCUACUCCAUCUACGCGCCCAUUGAGAUCAUGGCCGAGGAGGAGAUACGCUCGCAGAUGGAGACGAUGUACUUUGGCCCACUGCGUCUGAUCCGCGCGGUUCUGCCUCAUAUGCGCCAGCGCCGGUCCGGCGUGAUUGUCAACAUGAGCAGCGGGGCCUCGCUCGAUGGGAUUCCCACGAUGGGCGUCUACGCGGGUGCUAAGGCUGGCUUGGAUGCUCUCACCAAAAUCCUCGCCAAAGAAGUUGGCCCAUUUAACAUCCGCACCCUGACUGUCGUUCUAGGGACGUUCAACACCAACAUGCCUAACUCAGUCGUCUUGGGCAAGACUCCUCUACCUGAAGGCUACAAGGGCACCUUCACCGAGCAGGUGCAGGGCCUUCUUGUGAGCGGGAAGAUCAAGCCCAACGGUGACAAGGACAAGGCCAUGCAGGCCCUUUACCAAGUGGUUGUUGGCGAGGGUGUGGGAGAGGGCCACGAGACAGAGAAAUUACUGCCUUUGGGAAGCGACAUGACUCCUCGUCUUAAGGGAGUGCAGGACUAUCUCGGCCACGCCUUGGAGGUGUUUGGUUCCGUGACCAACAGCGUUGAUGUAGAUAAAUGA